GGUGCAUCUCGUGGGAGCCCGUCUGUUUGCUCAUGUUCAGCCCAUGUGCACCGUCUCGUACACUUUUGUCUUGCUCUGCUCGCCGCGCUCUGGAUGCCGCCUGCUGACCAUUGGAGUCGAGUGAUCGGUGAUUGGGCGCUUGCAUGCGAGAGACAAACGUGCUCGGACGCGUGUUUCACAGCCACCGUAACAUGGCCCCGCCACUCGUUCACAUUCAUUUUUCAAAGCUAUCUUUUGUGAUUUGACGACACGGCUGUUCGCGACUGCAGGCUCAGCCGCACUUGUGUUUUCUAUAUCCACAUGAGUCUUUGUCUCUGCCGUUCGCUCUGACAACACCCGACUGCUCGCAUGUUCCUCCCGAAGCGAAUCUCCCCUGGUUCCUUGCUUCUCCCUGGCGAGCUGUCAACAAACGUAGAUGUCCAUUAUUCCCGGAAUUUUGAGAAGCCCGAGCUAUUCAACGGCCGCCCGGGCUCGUAUAAAGGCCCAAUCCUCCCCCCUCCCAAUGGCGUGGACGCAGCAAGCUAUCCCAGCUCGACCCCGCGAUCGUGCAAGAUGGCCACUCUCUUUUUAAUCUUGCUCGUCUUCUGCACGUAUAUGACUCUCGUUGCAUCGCGACCAGGCUUCGGCGAAAAGAUCGGACUGCGCAUGCGCGUGGUCGCGGCUGCUGGUGUCUUUGGGAACGGGAGCAAGAGCUGGGCGCAGUACACCCCAUACUACGCUGUUGAGGCGUACGCAGCGCCGCCUGAUGAGUGCGAGAUCACACAGGUCAACAUCCUUCAACGCCACGGCGCACGUUAUCCCACAAAAUCCUCCACCAAGGCUAUCGAGACAGCACUCGCCAAGGUACAAGCGAUCCCAGUCUCUGAUUAUACAGAUCCCCAGCUUGAAUUCAUCGCCGACUUUGAUUACGAUCUUGGCGAGGACGACCUGGUCGCAUAUGGGGCGCAGGAGUCGUAUGAUGCGGGUGAGGAGGCAUUCACACGGUAUGUGGCUCUUGUGAGCGCGGAUGAGUUGCCUUUUGUGCGAGCAUCGAGCAAGAGCCGUGUGGUGCAAUCCGCGACGAACUGGACUGCUGGGUUCGCUGCGGCGAGUAAUGGCGUCUACGCGCCUCUGCUGAACGUUAUCAUCUCUGAGAGCGGCAACGACACACUAGACGACUCGGACUGUCCUGCCGCGGCAGACACCUCCGACGACGCGCAGACAGCUGCAUGGAUCGCGACGUACGCGCCGAACAUCACCACGAUCCUCAACGCCGGCGCACCCGGUGCAGAUCUGGACGACGACGACACCCAGGCGUUGAUCUCGCUUUGCCCGUUCGAGAGUGUGGCGAAUGAGCAGCGGAGCGAGUGGUGUGAUCUUUUUGAGUGGGUGGGCGACCAGAUUAUCGGGCAGGGUGGGGAGAGCGUGUGGGCUGGGUACGAGUAUUGGGGUGAUCUCGACAAAUAUUACAAUACCGGAUACGGGGCCACGCUCGGACCCGUGCAAGGCGUCGGCUGGAUCAACGAGCUGCUCGCACGGCUGACCGACACACCCGUGAACGACAGCACGUCGACAAACACCACGCUCGACAGCAACCCGGCCACCUUCCCCCUCAACCGCACGAUCUACGCCGACUUUACGCACGACAACCUCAUGAUCGCCGUCUACUCCGCCAUGGGCCUCUUCGCGCAGCCCGCCCCGCUGGACGACACCCUCCCGGACCCGACGCGCACGUGGCGAGCGAGCGAGCUCGUCCCGUUUGCGUCAAGGAUGGUCGUGGAGCGCUUGAGCUGUGGUGGGGAGGCGUAUGUGCGCGUGUUGGUGAAUCAGGCGGUGCAGGAUUUGAGCUUUUGUGGGGCGGAUGGAGAUGGGCUGUGUACGCUGGAUGCGUUUGUGGAGAGCCAGGCGUAUGCGAGUAGUGGUGGGGAUGGACAGUGGGCGUUGUGUUUUGAGUGAAGAAGUGGGUUUUGGGUGGGCUGGCAAAAUGGGGAUACCCAGGGACUCUACAUAGGAAAGGAAGGAUGUACAAGUAUCGUUGUAGCUGUAGAUUAUGUGACAUGCAGGCGCAAGGGCUAUAGAGGCAUUGUCAUACGUCGAG
This is a messenger RNA of Laetiporus sulphureus 93-53, 2077 nucleotides long. RefSeq names its product phosphoglycerate mutase-like protein. NCBI's taxonomy places the organism in Eukaryota, Fungi, Basidiomycota, Agaricomycetes, Polyporales, Laetiporaceae. Bases 349 to 1935 code for a protein of 528 amino acids. Gene Ontology annotation, molecular function: acid phosphatase activity. The record is from RefSeq and is a predicted model, not a curated record. The transcript has 7 exons.